Molecule: messenger RNA, 1741 nt
Organism: Tarenaya hassleriana
Lineage: Eukaryota; Viridiplantae; Streptophyta; Magnoliopsida; Brassicales; Cleomaceae
Exons: 4
Coding region: 138-1478 (446 amino acids)
Source: RefSeq, a predicted model, not a curated record
UGCAAAAAAAAAAAAAGGCCCACUUCGAACGAACUUGAUUCUUGAACCAAGCAAAACCUCUCUGAGAAAUCUUUGAAGACGGAAAUCGAAAAACGCGAAGGAGAGAAGAACUCGGGUUGUGUCUCUUGUCCGAAACCAUGACUGGAACGCGGAGGAAAACUCUUGUGCGUAGGGCUAGAAUCCAAAACUCACCCCAAACCUCUGAUUCGGCGGGCGACGUUAAUGGAGGCUCCGGUUUCCAGGGAGAUAAAGGGACACGUGGCAAGAGCCCUGAAGCCCAUGAGAAAGAUAACGAUGGAGGAGAUGGUCUCAUAGAAAAGAGCCCAAUUUUGGGGGACAAUGAAGCUGGUGAUAUUGUAGAUGGGUUAAAGUCUGAUGCUUGCAUUGUGUGUGAUGGAGAAGACAAUAAAGUGUUGUUGUGUCAUGAAACUGUCUGUCCUGUGUCAAUUCAUCGUAGAUGUCUGCCCGAUGAACCCAAUUUCGAUGAACUCGGGAACUUUUACUGCCCAUAUUGUUGGUAUAAGCGACUAGUUGUGAAGUCUUUGAGGUUGCAAGAGAAGGUUAUGGAGGCUGAGAAGUGCCUAAAGGCUAGAGAGAAUUCAGUAGGUGUAGAUAUGGCUGUAACGAUGGAUAGAAAUGACGAACCCGGGUAUGCAAUCAAGGUAAAUAUAUCAUUGGAUAGGAUGAAGAGCCUUAACCCUUGUGAGAAUAGAAGGGAAGAUGGUGAAUUAGAUCAUGGAUGUGUUGAAUUACAGAAAAACCAGCAGAAUGAAACAGUUGCUGCUGAAACCCAUGACCAGGAAGUAUCUGAUAAUGAGGACAGAGCGCAAGGGCAGGAUUCCGAUGUGGUUGAGGGAAGAAAACGGCGCAGAAAAUCUAGUGAUCCGUAUGGAAAUCAAUCUCAUAGGGAGGAAGAGGAGAAUGCAGAAAGAGAACCCGGGGCUGAUCCGGGAAAAGAUGAUGAGGUCAUGAAUGAGCAAGAUAACGGUUUCGGGAAGGAUGGGGAAGCAAAGCCGGACAUUGAACCAUCUAUUUCAUCGCCUGUAUCUACAAAUGCUGAUAACGAAUCUGAUACAUCUAAUCAAGAGUUUGCUCUGGUCAUGAGACCCAAGGUUAAUGUUCGAGAACAACCAACUGAAGCACGGCCUUCUUCUUCGAAGAAACCGUUGUUUGAAUCCAAAAAACUCUCAAGAGGAAACAAACGUUACCAAGAGAAGAGAGCAACUGAGUAUCAUGUUCCCAAACAAAGGUUCACUUUCAUGUGGAAGGAUGAUACAAACUAUGGGAGGAAGCGUAAGCCGCUGUAUUGGACACCCGAAGAGGAAGAAACGCUUCGGGUUGCUGUGGACAAAGUCUCGAGAGCAGCAAACAGGAACAUGCCCUGGCGCAAAGUUUUGGAAUUUGGUCGGGAUAAGUUUCAGGAAGGACGGAUUCCAUCCGACCUCAAGGAGAAGUGGAAGAAGAUGAACAAAAUGUGAUAAGGUGCCAAGGAAAAUGGGUAGAUCUUGAAUUUUCAAGUUGCUAAGCUAAGACACUUUGCUGUUUGGUUCUGUAUCUUUAGCAUUGUUAGUAGUCUGUUUCCCAGGUUCUGUCUCUGCUCCGUAGAUGUAAGAAAUGUUUACAUAUAUAGGAAAAGACCGGUUACUUUGUGGUUUAAGCCCUUUCGAAUAUAGAGAAUAGAUUAAGAUUUUAUUCCAUCGGCCAUGGAAAGAGAAGGUCGUGGGAAGGAAGAACUAGAUGC